AUGUCACUGCGGCGCUGUAAUUCUCUUUUCUGCUCUUUCUCUAGUGCUGCGGCUUCUGGGAUGGCUCUAGCCCAGCAGAAGCAGCAGCAGCGUGUGUCAAGUGCUCUUUUCAUGGAGCGGCGCGAGAAGAUCAUUGCGGACCUUCGAGAGAACAGGAAUGACAAGAGCCUCGCUGGUCGUGUCGACCCACAGGUGGCACCGUUAGUUCAUUUCAUCAAUGAGAAGUUUCACUGCUAUGUUACAUCGAGCUCGUGCGCUGGGCGGGCCUCACUGUUUCACAAGGGUCAAGUUUCGGCUGCGGUGGUGGCGCCUUUGGCACAGCGUAAGCGAGGCGCCUUUGGGCAGGGGACAUUGUUUCAAACACACGAUCCCUUUUCUGAUGUAGAGGGUGCAGUAGAAGAUGAGCUGAUACCCGCUUUGGAGAGUUUCUCGGCUUGGCGAAAGCAGCAGCAUGAGGGCGACCCUCUUUUAUAUGAGACGGAGCUAUUGCAGUUCAAGUUUGAGCCGAUGAUUGUUCAUGUUCUUUGCGAGACCAUGGAUGAUGCGGCGAGGUUGCUGCAGUGUGCGAGCGAGAGUGGCCAAAUGAAUAGCGGUGUAAUUUCAUGCUCGCGUUGGACCUCUGAGUAUCGAAAGAUUACUUGCUGCAUCACAUCAUUGUUGUGUGUGGAUGUUGCCUUGUUUGCUCAGGGCCGCUGGCUGCUGGGCCACGCGAGCUUCUCUAGCCCCGAGUGGAAGGCCCUGCUCACGAAUACUGUUGUUCAUAUGAACACACUAUUUCACGCAAACGAGGUGCGGCGUUCUCGAUUUACAUGCGAGUUGCAGAGGCGGCUGCUAUUUUGA
This is a messenger RNA of Trypanosoma cruzi, 840 nucleotides long. RefSeq lists its product as uncharacterized. The record is from RefSeq and is a predicted model, not a curated record. Lineage: Eukaryota; Euglenozoa; Kinetoplastea; Trypanosomatida; Trypanosomatidae. Bases 1 to 840 code for a protein of 279 amino acids. The transcript has a single exon.